Messenger RNA from Oncorhynchus masou masou (cherry salmon), 8356 nucleotides. Its product is annotated as carcinoembryonic antigen-related cell adhesion molecule 1-like. The record is from RefSeq and is a predicted model, not a curated record. The transcript has 11 exons. Bases 2849 to 3784 code for a protein of 311 amino acids. NCBI's taxonomy places the organism in Eukaryota, Metazoa, Chordata, Actinopteri, Salmoniformes, Salmonidae.
CAGAACCUGGAGAGAAUAUAACCACCACAGAACCUGCACUGAAGAGAACCACCACAGAACCUGGACUAAAGAGAACCACCACAGAUCCUGGACUAAAGAGAACCACCACAGAACCUGGACUGAAGAGAACCAUCACAGAACCGGCACUGAAGAGAACCAUCACAGAACCUGCACUGAAGAGAACCAUCACAACACAUGGACUAAAGAGAACCACCACAGAACCUGGACUAAAGAGAACCACCACAGAACCUGCACUGAAGAGAACCACCACAGAACCUGGACUAAAGAGAACCACCACAGAACCUGCACUAAAGAGAACCAUCACAGAACCUGCACUGAAGAGAACCAUCACAACACAUGGACUGAAGAGAACCAUCACAGAACCUGGAGGGAAGAGAACCAUCACAACACAUGGACUGAAGAGAACCACCACAGAACCUGGACUAAAGAGCUAUGGCACCAAACCAAAGCUCGUCCUUACACUCUAUUCUCUUGCUAAUAUAUUGUUAGAAUAUAAUGAAGGUUCACCCAAGUUACAAAAUGACACAUUGAUUUCCCUUCCCUUUUAGCAGUCUAUGAACAUGGUGACAUCAGUCCCUGCUUUGGUUUAGUUUCCCCUGACACUGUUUCCACCUGCUAAUGCUAAAGCAUUCGUGGCACAAAUCCCAUUCGUCAUGUGACUGAUAAGAGGCAUUUCUCGCAUCAUUUCGAAAUCAAUCAAAAGUUUUAAAAAAUGCGUUGUGAAGGUCAACAAAGUCACUUCUAGAUGAUUUGAACAUGAGAGAAAUCUUAAUAUCAGUCCCGUGACUUGAAUGGGAUUUUUGUAAAUGUGGGAGUGUUCGACAUAGUAGCUGACUUUAUAGGCAAGUCGAGAUCUACAAAUCACCUUGCAUGAUGAAUAACUACUCAAUAUUAUUUAUAGAUCAUUCAGUCAGUCACAAUUUACCCAUGAUACAUCAGUUUUGAUGUUCUCGAACACUGUCUGAGUGACUGCUGAAGGAAGCCUUCUCUGCAUAAGCUUCUUGGUCCCUGACAUAGAGUUGGAUAGAAGGUACAUCUUGACAUCUUUGUCAUGAUGUCUUCUGGAGCAGAAUGAGCAGCACCAUUGAGGGCUAUUUCCAUAUUAAAGUAGUUAAUAUCUUCAACUUCCAUAAGUUUAAUAACAGUCGGUAUACCAACUGAAAUGGUGUAUUCAAUGGCUUUAGUCAUGCUAAAAUGGGCUUUGAAGCAAGUACGCCCUCUAUUCAACUCUAUUGUCCCUGACUGCUUCAAUGUUGUGUCAACCAGACUUCAAACCUCACACUCAGUGUCUAUUUAUAUAGACUUCCAGUAAGUUAACUUGCAACACAUCUCCCCUUCACUCUGUAAGUAUGCUUGAUGAUAUCUUAAAUAUGUUUAUUUUAUCAUUUGUUUGUUUCCAUGAACUUCUGUAUCCUGUUGUGCGCAUGGCGAUGCUAUUGUAAUGUAUGUUUUGUUUUUCUGUUAUUUACAGUAUACUCUGUAGAUGUAUUUCUGCAUAUUUAAUCUGAUACAGUAUUGUACAUGUGGUUACGCAUAUAAUACUUUAGCAUGGUAUUUUAAGGACUCUGAAAGCAAUAGAUUGUUGUGGAGACUUGUUUGAAAAUGACCUAAAGUAAGACUGAAAGUAACAGUGAUUAGGUGGAUGCUUCGUAAGAGCUUUAGGAGUAGUAUUAACAUGAGACACAGAGAUGGUGGGUUGUGUUUAGGAGUAGUAUUAACAUGAGACACAGUGAUGGAGGGUUGUGUUUAGGAGUAGUAUUAACAUGAGACACAGUGAUGGUGGGUUGUGUUUAGGAGUAGUAUUAACAUGAGACAGUGAUGGUGGGUUGUGUUUAGGAGUAGUAUUAACAUGAGACACAGUGAUGGUGGGUUGUGUUUAGGAGUAGUAUUAACAUGAGACACAGUGAUGGUGGGUUGUGUUUAGGAGUAGUAUUAACAUGAGACACAGUGAUGGUGGGUUGUGUUUAGUAGUAGUAUUAACAUGAGACACAGUGAUGGUGGGUUGUGUUUAGGAGUAGUAUAAACCUAAGACACAGUGACGGUGGGUUGUGUUUAGGAGUAGUAUAAACCUAAGACACAGUGAUGGAGGGUUGUGUUUAGGAGUAGUAUAAACAUGAGACAGUGAUGGUGGGUUGUGUUUAGGAGUAGUAUUAACAUGAGACACAGUGAUGGAGGGUUGUGUUUAGGAGUAGUAUUAACAUGAGACACAGUGACGGUGGGUUGUGUUUAGGAGUAGUAUAAACCUAAGACACAGUGAUGGAGGGUUGUGUUUAGGAGUAGUAUAAACAUGAGACAGUGAUGGUGGGUUGUGUUUAGGAGUAGUAUUAACAUGAGACACAGUGAUGGAGGUUUGUGUUUAGGAGUAGUAUUAACAUGAGACACAGUGAUGGUGGGUUGUGGUUUUGUUGGUUUAAAUGCACACACUCAGUAUCACUUCCCUGUUCUCCUUUCCUGUCUGUCCUCUGACAGACCUCCUGAGUCAUAUCAGAAAUCUGUAUAUACACAUUAGACUUUACAGAACAUGUUCCUCUGUAGCUCAGUUGGUAGAACAUGGCACCUGCAACGUUAUGGGUUUGGUUCCCAGGACCACCCAUUGGUGCUCUAGUCUAGAUCACUGAACCUUCAGUACCACUUUGAUGCAGCUGAUGAGGAGUGAUGGUCAUGGGUGUGUAAAUGGAAUGGGUUCUAAUUGAAUAACAUCAUGGAACUUUGACCUGUAUAUACAGAACUCAGAAGGGCAAGGUUUUCACUCACUACUAGACAGUUGACUCACUGUACAAGACCUCUCCUCUUCACUUCACUCUACUGCAGGGUGGGAGAUGCAACAAUGGCCUUGAGAACAGCAGGAAGUGUGUUGGUGGUCUUUCUCUGGUCUGUGACAGUUGUACUGGGGCAGACUGGCUGGAGUGUGACUUACACCACUCAGAGUAUCUGUGCCUUGAAGGGGUCAACAGUGGAGCUGACCUGCUCUUACACAUAUCCCAGAGGUCAUAAAGUCACAUCAACCUUCUGGUUCACUAAAAUGGAGACUGGUAUAGAACCUGAAGAUAUAGGUCAGAAUGCAGGUCGUCUGGAGUAUCAUGGGGAUAAGAAGAAACACUGUAACCUGAGAAUCACAGACCUGAGAGAGAGUGACUCAGCUACGUACAAGUUCAGAUUUAUAACAGAUCAGACAAGAGGGAAAUAUUAUGGCGAACCUGGAGUCACUCUGUCUGUCACAGGUCUUCAGGUGAAGGUGACUGGUGGACAUCAGGAUAAGACACUGACCUGUAUCACCACCUGUACUCUGACUGACAACCCCACCUACAUCUGGUACAAGAACGGACACAAAGUAAAGGAGGACACUUCCAGCCUGGACUCAGACUCCUUUAGUGAUGCAGACAGUUACUCCUGUGCUGUAAAAGGCCAUGAGGGUCUCCACUCUCCUGCAGUGUAUGGACCAAGGAACACCUCAGUGUCAGUCAGUCCCUCUGGUGACAUAGUGGAGGGCAGUUCAGUGACUCUGACCUGCAGCAGUGAUGCCAACCCUCCUGUCCAGAGUUACACCUGGUUGUACAGGAAGAAUGGAGGUCACUAUCAGAGUAUCUCCAAUCAGAACACAGUACCACAUCAUGUCUUCAAUCAAAUCAAGUCAUCUGACACUGGAGAGUACGACUGUGAGGCCUGGAAUGGGAUGAAGACAGGGAGGGCUGAGACUAUCAACAUCGAUGUGAAAUUUGAAUGGCUCAAGGAACACCUCAGUGUCAGUCAGUCCCUCUGGUGAAAUAGUGGAGGGCAGUUCAGUGACUCUGACCUGCAGCAGUGAUGCCAACCCACCUGUGGACAAAUACACCUGGUACAAGAAGAACGUAGCCUCACCAAAAGCAUCAGGACAGAGUUACAGCAUCACUAACAUCAUCUCUGAGGACAGAGGAGAAUAUUACUGUGAGGCAGAGAAUACAAUAGCAUCUAAUAACUCUACAGCUCUGAUGAUUAGUGUAGCAGGGAAACAAACUUCAGUUCUGACUGCAGCUGUAGGAAUCAUAGUGGUUGUUCUGGUUCUCAUCCUCUGUCUCUCUGGACUCAUGUGGUUCAGGAAGAAGGCCUCCAAAUCCACCUCUGACACAAGAGACAAAGCAGACGUUGGACAGCGAGACUCUAGUCCAGUGUAUGACAACGUCUCAAACAUGGCCAUGAGCCCUCCAGACAACCCCACAGACAACCAGGAUGACAUUCACUACGCCAGCGUCCACUUCUCUCACUCCAAAAACCAGGAAGUGCCUCUGUACUCCACCAUCCAGCUGCUUCAACCCCAGAAAGAGGAAGAAGAUGUCCAGUACUCUGCUCUGAAGAUCAACAGCUCCACUGCUGACACCUGACCGGCAGCAACACAAGCAUCUGAGGAGAACCCAUCUGUUCUCUACAGCACAGUCAACAAACCCAGAACCAUGAAGACCGGAACAUUACAGAACCAAGAAAACCUGAACAGAACUAACCCCGAACCAAAAAGACCUGAACAGAACAAACCCAGAACCAAGAAGACCUGAACACAACCAAACCAGAACCAAGAAGACCUGAACAUUACAAACACAGAACCAAGAAGACCCGAACAUUACAAACCCAGAACCAAGAAAACCUGAACAGAACUAACCCGGAACCAAGAAGACCUGAACAGAACUAACCUAGAACCAAGAAGACCUGAACAGAACUAACCCAGAACCAAGAAAACCUGAACAGAACUAACCCGGAACCAAGAAGACCUGAACAGAACUAACCUAGAACCAAGAAGACCUGAACAGAACUAACCCAGCACCAAGAAAACCUGAACAGAACUAACCCAGAACCAAGAAAACCUGAACAGAACUAACCUAGAACCAAGAAGACCUGAACAGAACUAACCCAGAACCAAGAAAACCUGAACAGAACUAACCCAGAACCAAGAAAACCUGAACACAACAAGUUUAACAAAAACCUUGUAUAUCUGGACCUGUAUAUAAUAACUAAGUGGUAUAAUAAGCAAUAAGGUCAGAGGGGGUGUGGUAUAUUGGCCUAUAUACUGUACCACGGCUAAGGACUGUUCUUAAGCACGACACAACGCAGAGUUCCUGGAUACAGCCCUUAGCUGUGGUAUAUUGGCCUAUAUACUGUACCACGGCUAAGGACUGUUCUUGAGCACGACACAACGCAGAGUUCCUGUAUACAGCCCUUAGCUGUGGUAUAUUGGCCUAUAUACUGUACCAUGGCUAAGGACUGUUCUUAAGCACGACACAACGCAGAGUUCCUGGAUACAGCCCUUAGCUGUGGUAUAUUGGCCUAUAUACUGUACCACGGCUAAGGACUGUUCUUAAGCACGACACAACGCAGAGUUCCUGGAUACAGCCGUUAGCUGUGGUAUAUUGGCCUAUAUACUGUACCACGGCUAAGGACUGUUCUUAAGCACGACACAACGCAGAGUUCCUGGAUACAGCCGUUAGCUGUGGUAUAUUGGCCUAUAUACUGUACCACGGCUAAGGACUGUUCUUAAGCACGACACAACGCAGAGUUCCUGGAUACAGCCCUUAGCUGUGGUAUAUUGGCCUAUAUACUGUACCACAGCUAAGGACUGUUCUUAAGCACGACACAACGCAGAGUUCCUGGAUACAGCCCAAAGCUGUGGUAUAUUGGCCUAUAUACUGUACCACGGCUAAGGACUGUUCUUAAGCACGACACAACGCAGAGUUCCUGGAUACAGCCCUUUGCCGUGGUGUAUUGGCCUAUAUACUGUACCACGGCUAAGGACUGUUCUUAAGCACGACACAACGCAGAGUUCCUGGAUACAGCCCUUAGCUGUGGUAUAUUGGCCUAUAUACUGUACCACGGCUAAGGACUGUUCUUAAGCACGACACAACACAGAGUUCCUGGAUACAGCCCUUAGCUGUGGUAUAUUGGCCUAUAUACUGUACCACGGCUAAGGACUGUUCUUAAGCACGACACAACGCAGAGUGCCUUGAUACAGCCGUUAGCCGUGGUAUAUUGGCCUAUAUACUGUACCACGGCUAAGGACUGUUCUUAAGCACGACACAACGCAGAGUGCCUUGAUACAGCCGUUAGCUGUGGUAUAUUGGCCUAUAUACUGUACCACGGCUAAGGACUGUUCUUAAGCACGACACAACGCAGAGUUCCUGGAUACAGCCCUUAGCCGUGGUAUAUUGGCCUAUAUACUGUACCACGGCUAAUGACUGUUCUUAAGCACGACAGAACGCAGAGUUCCUGGAUACAGCCCUUAGCUGUGGUAUAUUGGCCUAUAUACUGUACCACGGCUAAGGACUGUUCUUAAGCACGACACAACGCAGAGUUCCUGGAUACAGCCGUUAGCUGUGGUAUAUUGGCCUAUAUACUGUACCACGGCUAAGGACUGUUCUUAAGCACGACACAACGCAGAGUUCCUGGAUACAGCCCUUAGCUGUGGUAUAUUGGCCUAUAUACUGUACCACAGCUAAGGACUGUUCUUAAGCACGACACAACGCAGAGUUCCUGGAUACAGCCCUUAGCUGUGGUAUAUUGGCCUAUAUACUGUACCACGGCUAAGGACUGUUCUUAAGCACGACACAACACAGAGUUCCUGGAUACAGCCCUUAGCUGUGGUAUAUUGGCCUAUAUACUGUACCACGGCUAAGGACUGUUCUUAAGCACGACACAACGCAGAGUUCCUGGAUACAGCCCAAAGCUGUGGUAUAUUGGCCUAUAUACUGUACCACGGCUAAGGACUGUUCUUAAGCACGACACAACGCAGAGUUCCUGGAUACAGCCCUUUGCCGUGGUGUAUUGGCCUAUAUACUGUACCACGGCUAAGGACUGUUCUUAAGCACGACACAACGCAGAGUUCCUGGAUACAGCCCUUAGCUGUGGUAUAUUGGCCUAUAUACUGUACCACGGCUAAGGACUGUUCUUAAGCACGACACAACACAGAGUUCCUGGAUACAGCCCUUAGCUGUGGUAUAUUGGCCUAUAUACUGUACCACGGCUAAGGACUGUUCUUAAGCACGACACAACGCAGAGUGCCUUGAUACAGCCGUUAGCCGUGGUAUAUUGGCCUAUAUACUGUACCACGGCUAAGGACUGUUCUUAAGCACGACACAACGCAGAGUGCCUUGAUACAGCCGUUAGCUGUGGUAUAUUGGCCUAUAUACUGUACCACGGCUAAGGACUGUUCUUAAGCACGACACAACGCAGAGUUCCUGGAUACAGCCCUUAGCCGUGGUAUAUUGGCCUAUAUACUGUACCACGGCUAAUGACUGUUCUUAAGCACGACAGAACGCAGAGUUCCUGGAUACAGCCCUUAGCUGUGGUAUAUUGGCCUAUAUACUGUACCACGGCUAAGGACUGUUCUUAAGCACGACACAACGCAGAGUUCCUGGAUACAGCCGUUAGCAGUGGUAUAUUGGCCUAUAUACUGUACAACGGCUAAGGACUGUUCUUAAGCACGACACAACGCAGAGUUCCUGGAUACAGCCGUUAGCAGUGGUAUAUUGGCCUAUAUACUGUACCACGGCUAAGGACUGUUCUUAAGCACGACACAACGCAGAGUUCCUGUAUACAGCCGUUAGCUGUGGUAUAUUGGCCUAUAUACUGUACCACGGCUAAGGACUGUUCUUAAGCACGACACAACGCAGAGUUCCUGGAUACAGCCGUUAGCAGUAGUAUAUUGGCCAUAAACCACAAACCCCUGAGAUGCCUUAUUGCUAUUAUAAACUGGCUACCAACAUCAAUAGAAAAGUAAAAAAGUAUUUUUGCGUCAUACCCGUGCUUUAUUGUCUGAUAUACCAACACAAUCUCACACUCCAUUUGUGCAAAUAUGAACAAAAACUAUUUCAGCAGAUUUCAUGUUUUUUUGCGUUUUUGUGUGGAUUAAUUCAUGGGAAAAGACACUCCUUUUUUAGCGAUUUAAUUUUUUGCAAAAUACACACAUUUUGUGCGACUUCAUUCAUAGGAAAAUACAUUUUUUGGCGGCAAACUUUUCAAAAUGAUCAGAGCAAUGGUCACGACUUCUAAAGAAGGUAACUCCUCUCCCCAACGAUCCAUUUUUCCUUUUCUGUUUGUUUUGUCUUUGGUUCUUUUUCACACCUGGUUUCAUUUACAUUAAUUUCUGUGUGUAUAAGGGUAACCUGUUGCCUGCCUAAGUUUGUGCGGGAUUAGUCUUUUUAUUUGAUGUGCUCAGUGUUAUUUGUUUUCACGGUUACGUAAGUGUAUAUAGUGUCAGAACUGUGUUUGUUCCUCCAUGCGUUUGCACGGGUUCUCUGUUACGAGGGCGUUGUCCUUUUCGAUUGUGCCAUUCCAGUGUUGGUGGACGGUCUUAUUAAAGCAUGCUUCUCAGGCA